Trifolium pratense (red clover) is the source of this 1521-nucleotide messenger RNA. Its product is annotated as probable WRKY transcription factor 4. Gene Ontology annotation, molecular function: transcription cis-regulatory region binding; DNA-binding transcription factor activity. Gene Ontology annotation, biological process: regulation of DNA-templated transcription. Lineage: Eukaryota; Viridiplantae; Streptophyta; Magnoliopsida; Fabales; Fabaceae. The transcript has 2 exons. Gene Ontology annotation, cellular component: nucleus. The coding region runs from base 1 to 1521 and encodes 506 amino acids. The record is from RefSeq and is a predicted model, not a curated record.
AUGGACAAUGAUGAUUGGGACCUUUCUUCCAUUGUGCGUAGCUGCAAAGCAACCAUAUUUUCUGAUCCUUCCACCAUUUGUGAAACUCCACCACAAAACCUAACUACCACUGUCACCCCCACCACCAACUUUAUUGUAUCUCCUAUAAACACCACAACUUCUUGCUUUGGUGAGUUUAUCUUUAACCAAGAAAUUAGCUCGGUUGAAAAUACAUACACAGCGGACAAUGACUGGGAUCUCUAUUCUAUUGUGCGUAGCUGCAAAGCUGCCACCUUUACUAAUUCUUCCACCUUUUGUGAAACUCCGGCUCAAAACCUAACUACAAGUGUCACCACCACAACCGCUAAUAGUCGUGCAUCUCCUAUAAACACCACACCUUGUUUUGCUGAUUUUACUUUCAAUAAAGAAAAUAGUUUUGUUUCUUUUACCCCCCUGAAACCAAAUGAUUUCCUAGAUCUGAAUAAAUUGAGAGUCGAUUUCAACUCAAUCACUAAUAUCCGCACCCCCACUACCACCAGUAUCCCAAUCACCGUUACCACCACAACCUCUUCCCUCACCACCACCGGUCUCUCCACCCACAUCGCCCCAAAUAUCAUCACAAACACUAACACUGGCGUUCAGGUAUCCAAUCAAAAUUCUACCUUUUUUGAUUUUUCAACACCCAUCAAACAAUAUCCAAUGCAACCAAAUGAAUUCUCCGAAAAAUAUAAUUUUAUAACCAAAUUCAAUCCCACCACCUCUAUCCCCACCCCUGAAACUACUAUGUCUACAUCUGCAAUUUCUACUCCCAUCACGACCAAUCAUACUACCAUUAUCCCGAUCACCACUACCACCACCUUCACUAACCCAACAACCACUAUCAGCACUCAUACCACCACCCCUACACAUCCUCAACAACCAAAACCCCAAUCAAGAAUAAGGAGCUACUACAAAUGCAGCAGUUCCAAUAAUUGUCCAGCAAGAAAACAUGUUGAAAAAAGCGAAACUGAAGAGAACACUUAUGUUGUUACAUAUCGAGGAAAGCACAAUCACCGAAAGCCAGAAGUUAAACAAAACUCUGAUAAUGAGACCUCUCGGAACAAGCCAUUAGAGGCUAGAUUACCCGUUGUCGGACAAGCUGGAUCAUCCCAAAACUUCGAAAACUUAGGUUCUCCUCAUGUGGCCAUGGUGCAGUUUGAUCAAUCGGAGAGUAACAAUUCUCAAGUUCUGGACGGUCAUUCAAAACUCACUAAUCCGAAAACUAAACUUAUAGAGAGUCAAUCACAUGUUAUCGGAGAAGUUGGAUCAUCCCAUAAUGUUCAAAAAGUAGAUUCAAAUAACAGGAUGAUGUUACAACGUGAUGAGCCGGAGAGAAGCAAUGCUCCAAUUUCUUCUGGUGAAUUAGAAAUCCCUUAUUUUGAAACAAAUUUUAUUGGAAGCUAUAAUGACGAUGAUGACAUUUUGAUACCAAACAUGUCAAUUAUGUCAGAAGACUUCUUACUGGACUUCAAUCACCUCAACGGUAGUUCUGUAUUACCUUAG